GACGAGCCGGGAGCCGUGCCGGGGGAAGCGGGCUUUGUUCGGACCCGGGUCCCUGGUGGGCGCCCAAGUGACCUCCGAGACGAAGCAAGUGCCUGAGAACAGCGCCGUGGAUAUGCCCUGCACGGCGUACAAGUACAGCACGAGCAGCCCCCGCAUCGAGUGGAAGUUCCAGAAGGGCACCUCGCUGGUGCUGCUUUACUACGGGAACGAGCUCACCGAGCCCUACAGAAACCGCGUCCAGUUCUCCCCCACCAACAUCCGCUUCAGCACGGUGACGCGGGAGGACACGGGGAAGUACAUCUGCGAGGUGGUGGAGGGCAGCCAGAUCUCCAAAUCCGAAGUCAACCUCAUCGUCCAAGUGCCUCCCUCCAAGCCGGUGGCCCACGUCCCCACCUCGGCCACCAUCGGCAGCAAGGCCGUGCUGCGCUGCACCGAGACGGACGGCUCCCCGCCACCCACCUUCCGCUGGUACCGGGACACCAUGCUGAUGCCCAGCGACCCCAAAACCAGCCUGACGUUCAGGAACUCCUCCUACACGCUGGAUUCCACCACCGGGGAGCUGACCUUCGAGCCCGUCAGCAGCUUCGACACCGGUGACUACUACUGCGAGGCCUCGAACAACGUGGGCUCCCCCCAGAAAUCCGACGUCGUGCACAUGGAAGCCAACGAAGUCAACGUGGGCGGCAUCGUGGCGGCGGUGGUGGUGCUGCUGAUGGUGCUGGCGCUCAUCGCCUUCGGGAUCUGGUUCGCCUACAGCCGGGGCUUCUUCAGCAAGAGAAAAGACACCACCAGCAAGAAGGUCAUUUACAGCCAGCCCUCGCACCGCAGCGAGGUGAGGACGCCGUGCCCCGGCGGGGGGCACAGAGCGUGAUGGGAGCGCGGUGCCAUCCCCCGGGGGGGG
Messenger RNA from Oxyura jamaicensis (ruddy duck), 901 nucleotides. RefSeq names its product F11 receptor (gene F11R). Gene Ontology annotation, cellular component: bicellular tight junction. Lineage: Eukaryota; Metazoa; Chordata; Aves; Anseriformes; Anatidae. Bases 113 to 871 code for a protein of 252 amino acids. The transcript is spliced from 10 exons. Gene Ontology annotation, biological process: regulation of membrane permeability; cell adhesion; intestinal absorption. The record is from RefSeq and is a predicted model, not a curated record.